Molecule: messenger RNA, 1653 nt
Organism: Rasamsonia emersonii CBS 393.64
Lineage: Eukaryota; Fungi; Ascomycota; Eurotiomycetes; Eurotiales; Trichocomaceae
Product: CwfJ domain protein
Exons: 2
Coding region: 1-1653 (550 amino acids)
Biological process (GO): mRNA splicing, via spliceosome
Cellular component (GO): post-mRNA release spliceosomal complex
Molecular function (GO): RNA lariat debranching enzyme activator activity
Source: RefSeq, a predicted model, not a curated record
AUGGCGUCUAAGAUCAUCGUCAUCGGAAAUGUGAAUUGCGCACUCCAAGAAGUCUUCACAAAACUGGCAAAACUUCAUGUCAAGCAGAAUUUCUCUUUCGCCAUCAUCGCUGGAGAUCUUUUUGGCAAUUGCUCCAGCGAGGAAGACUUGAAUCAAAUUUCCGCUCUCCUCCAGGGAAACAUUAGUGUUCCUUUGCCAACUUACUUCACUGUGGGCAGCCACCCGAUCCCAACCAGGAUCGUGGAGAGGAUCGAAUCAAACGAUGAAGUGUGCUCAAAUCUUUACUUUAUUGGCAGGAGAGGAACCCUCAAGACCUCCGAGGGUAUCAGACUUGCUGCCCUGGGAGGCGAACUAGCCACAGACGGGACAUCGGAUGGUAGGCUCAACAAUAGAUACCAUUCGCGAUACACGGAGUCUGACGCACGCGCUCUCAAUGGCGUGCAAAGCGCUGAUAUCCUAAUCACCAAUCAAUGGCCAAAGGGCAUAACAGAAGGCUCAAAAGUUCUGCCGGAGGGUGUCGUCGCACCAGAAGGCGUCCAAUGUAUAGCUGACAUCUGCUCUACCUUAAAGCCACGAUAUCAUUUCUCUUCGUAUGGAGAUUUCUUCUACGAACGAGAGCCAUUCUUCCACAUGCCAACAGAGGAUGCUCCAGAUGUGAAGCCCUUGACUCGCUUUAUCAACUUGGCGUCUUACAACAAGACGACGAAACAGAAAUGGAUGUACGCUUUCACGUUUGACCCGAGAGCUCCCGCACCUACUUCUGUACCAGUAGGUGCAACUGCGUCUCCUCUGGCCAGUAUUUCCAUGAAGAGACGGGCCUUGGAAACUCAGAACGAGGCUUAUCAGCGAUUUUCCCGAGAUGUCGAAUAUCAGAGGCCCCGUAAACGUGCUCGGCGGCCUCCUCCAGGUCCGGACCAGUGCUUUUUCUGUCUGUCGAACCCCGAUGUUGAAACACACCUCAUUACUUCUAUCGGAAAUGAGUCGUACCUGACCACCGCGAAGGGCCCGCUCCCCACAGCAGAGACGUAUCCGUCUCUGGGGUUUCCCGGCCAUAUAUUGAUCAUCCCUCUUAUUCACUCUCCCACGUUUAGUGCGAUUUCCGAGCCAGAUGCACGAUCGGCCACUUACCGUGAAAUGCAGCGGUACCGGUCUGCUCUGCAUUCCAUGUUGCAGAAACGCACCAAAGGUGAAUUAGGGGCCGUCACCUGGGAGGUUAGCCGCGGCAAUGGGAUCCACGUACACUGGCAGUUUCUUCCCGUUCCUUCUGAUCUGGUGGACCGUGGGUUAGUCGAGGCAGCUUUCAAGGUGGAAGCAGAAAAUCUCCAGUACCCCAAGUUCGAGCGUUCAACGAGAGAGGACGGAGAGAACGAGGUCGGAGAUUAUUUUCGGGUCUGGAUAUGGCACUCCCCCAAAGGCGAGUCAACGUCGGACGACACUUCGAUCAUUGGCUCCGAGAAGACUUUGAUCCUGCCGCUGACACCGGAUGUCCGAUUCGACGUGCAGUUCGGACGUAGAGUCAUGGCCAAACUUUUGCAGCUUGAAAACCGAAUAAACUGGAGGGAUGAUGUGCAGUCGAAGGAAGAAGAGCAAGCUGACGCGGAAGCUUUCAAGGCAGUAUUCAAGGAAUUUGAUUUUUCCCUAGAGGAAGACUGA